GAAGUGCCCUGAAUGCACCAUUUCUUCACCCUCCAUAAGCGGUGAAAAACGACACCCGCAUAUCAGGGCGCGUGUGCAGGACUGCAAGUUUCAUAACUUCCGCGGAUUAAAGAAACAAAAACACGCGCACAGCGCCCUUGAGCCCUCAUUCUGCUCGACUUCGCACAGCACGCGGCAUAAACCAUGACGGGACGCGACCGAGUGGCGCAUCUGAUGAGACAGCUCGCGAGUGCAGCAUGUCGUUGUCCUGCUCACUCCCACACCUUCCACCAGGGCACUGGGCAAGCAACAUGUACAGCUCGGACCACUGACUAUGCAUUUGAGAUGGCUAGCUCAAACAUACGAUAUGGAGAAGGGGUCACUCGAGAGAUCGGCAUGGACCUGGUGAACAUGAGCGCGCGGAAGGUGUGUGUGAUGACGGAUAAGAACCUGUCUCGUCUUCCUCCGGUCAAAGCUGUGCUCGACUCACUCGCCCACAACGGAGUCCCGUACCUCUGCUACGACAACGUGCGCGUGGAGCCCACAGACACCAGUUUUAAGGAGGCCAUAGACUUUGCUAAGAAGGAGAAUUUUGACGUGUUUGUGGCAGUGGGCGGGGGCUCAGUGAUUGACACCUGCAAGGCAGCCAAUCUCUACACUUGUUACCCUGAAGCGGAUUUCCUGGACUUUGUCAAUGCCCCCAUUGGGAAAGGAAAGCCAAUCACACGGCCCCUGAAGCCACUCAUCGCAGUCCCCACCACAGCAGGUACAGGCAGUGAAACAACUGGAGUGGCUAUCUUUGACUACGAACCUCUCAAGGCCAAAACAGGUAUUGCCAAUCGUGCGCUGCGCCCGGUGUUGGGGAUUGUGGACCCCCUGCACACACUCCACAUGCCCUCCAGGGUGGCAGCCAACUCGGGCUUUGAUGUCCUCUGUCAUGCUCUAGAGUCCUACACUGCGCUGCCCUACUCUGAUAGGAGCCCGUGCCCGCCCACCCCUCUUCAUCGUCCCGCCUACCAGGGGAGUAAUCCAAUCAGCGACGUGUGGGCCAGACACGCCCUCAACAUCGUGGCCCAGUACAUGAAGCGGGCGGUGCGGGACCCAGGGGACAUUGAGGCACGCGCUAGUAUGCACCUGGCCAGUGUGUUUGCCGGGAUUGGCUUUGGCAACGCAGGAGUUCACCUCUGUCAUGGCAUGUCCUAUCCUAUAGCUGGGAACGUGAAGACCUACAGAGCCAAAGAAUACAGCGUUGACCAUCCUGUUGUACCUCAUGGUCUGUCGGUGGUGGUGACGUCUCCAGCGGUGUUCUCCUUCACUGCCAGCAUGUGUCCAGAUCGCCACCUGGAGGCGGCUCAGAUACUGGGAGCUGAUAUCAGUAACGUGAAGCGGGCUGAUGCCGGCUCUAUUCUGGCUGACACUCUCAGGAGCUUCCUGUUUGACUUGCAGGUUGAUGAUGGAUUGUCGGCGCUUGGAUACAACAAAGAUGACAUCCCUGCUCUCGUCAAAGGCACUCUACCUCAGGAGCGGGUCACUAAACUGUCUCCCAGGCCUCACACAGAAGAAGACCUGACUGAACUCUUCACUGCAUCCAUGAAGCUCUACUAACACACACACACACACACACAUAUUGACAGUCAUACACACACUCUCUCACAUGCACACACACACACUCUAAAGUACUAGUAUCUAUUAACCUUCAUUAAGAACCUUGUCACAUUGUACACCGCGGUAGUGUAGUGGUUAAGGAGCUGGGCUAGCGUGCAGUAGCCUGAAAGUUGUGGGUUCAAUUCCUGGCUUCCACCGUUGUGCCCUUGAGCAAGGCACUUAACCCCAAGUUGCUCCAGGGACAAUGUAAUCCCUUGUAAUAUAGUUGACAUAUGUAAGUCGCUUUGGCUAAAAAAAAUGCGUCAGCCAAAUGUAAUGUAAUGUAAUUUUAGUUCUUAAUGAACAUUUUUCUUUUGCUUUAUUAAUCAAUCUCAGAUUUUUAAAAAAUAAAGAAAAAAGACUCU
This is a messenger RNA of Alosa sapidissima (American shad), 1988 nucleotides long. RefSeq names its product alcohol dehydrogenase iron containing 1 (gene adhfe1). The transcript is spliced from 15 exons. The record is from RefSeq and is a predicted model, not a curated record. Lineage: Eukaryota; Metazoa; Chordata; Actinopteri; Clupeiformes; Clupeidae. The coding region runs from base 184 to 1584 and encodes 466 amino acids. Gene Ontology annotation, molecular function: alcohol dehydrogenase (NAD+) activity; metal ion binding. Gene Ontology annotation, cellular component: mitochondrion.